Brenthis ino (lesser marbled fritillary) is the source of this 3246-nucleotide messenger RNA. Lineage: Eukaryota; Metazoa; Arthropoda; Insecta; Lepidoptera; Nymphalidae. The record is from the annotation of a GenBank genome assembly.
AUGUUUCGUAGUCGUAGCUGGUUUGGGGGUGGUUGGGGUCGUCCCAAAAACCCCCAUUCUCUUGAAAGAUUGAAAUAUUUACACAAUAUUCUUUGCAAAAAUACUACAGUAUCAGAGAGUAAUCGAGGGAUUUUAGUAGAAUCUUUACGAUGUAUAGCAGAAAUUUUAAUAUGGGGAGACCAGAACGACAGUUCAGUGUUUGACUUUUUUUUAGAGAAAAACAUGUUGUCAUAUUUUCUAAAGAUAAUGCGACAAAAGUGUGGAGGCUCAUCUUAUGUAUGUGUACAGUUGUUACAAACACUUAACAUUUUAUUUGAAAACAUAAGAAAUGAAACAUCAUUAUAUUACUUGCUAAGCAACAACCAUGUCAACUCCAUUAUAGUUCAUAAGUUUGAUAUCUCGGAUGAAGAAGUAAUGGCUUAUUAUAUAUCAUUCCUAAAGACAUUGAGUCUUAAACUCAAUAAUCAUACCAUACACUUCUUCUAUAAUGAGCAUACAAAAGAUUUUCCACUGUACACAGAGGCAAUCAAAUUUUUCAAUCACUCCGAAUCUAUGGUGAGGAUUGCCGUAAGGACUUUAACGCUUAAUGUAUAUAGAGUACAAGAUGCAAGUAUGCUAAGAUUUAUAAGAGAUAGGACUGCGGCACCAUACUUCAGUAAUUUAGUAUGGUUUAUUGGAAAACAUAUUCUGGAACUAGAUGCAUGCGUGAGAAAUGACGCUGAUCACCAAUCUCAGCAGAAACUGGACGAUUUAGUUGCAGAACAUCUAGACCACUUACAUUAUAUAAAUGACAUACUAUGUUUAAACAUUCCCGAUCUAAACGAUGUAUUGACAGAACACCUUUUACAUAAAUUACUCAUACCCCUAUACAUUUAUUCACUCACAUCCGAAUCUGCAAAACGUCACACAGCAUCCCCCUACAGUAGAGACCAUUUGCAAAGCAUAGAAGUGAUCACUCGUAAUCUUGAAGCGAUAUUGACUGGUAAAAGUACUGACACUCCCCCAAGACUUAACUAUCCCAUGCAAAGGUUAGAGUCUGAAGAUGAAACCAAACCUUCAGUAUCAUGUGUAGUUUCGCUGUUUUUGCUAUCUCAAGUGUUCUUAAUAAUAACACACGGUCCCAUAGUUCAUGCGUUAGCUUGGAUUAUAUUACAAUCAGAUUUAACAGUGUUCGAAGAUGGGGCAACGAAGAUCUUAGACGUGUACGUCAGCCAUGCGAAAUCUAGUGUGAAACUAGAAUUUUCUAAGCCCCAAUUGAGUUUAGAAAAGGCCUUAGAGAAUACCUCCUGCCCCGAAAGAGAUUACACCACACCAGAAUAUUCUGGGGUCAAAUCAUUCGGAUAUGAUACCGAUCAAUCGAGUUGCGAUCUCGAUCCCGAGUUGGUAUCGACAUCGUUACCAUCGACUUCUCAUAUAAGCGAAUCGUCUAGUAUAGCUAACGAUUCUACAGAGGAUUUAGUUACAAAGAUACAAACAAUUAAGACUAGAAGCUCGAUUACUUUGAAAGCGAAUAUGCCCGAUUCGCCUCUACCCGAUUCCGGAAUCGAUUCCAGCUCAUCAAAAGUUUCCGAUUUUAAUAAUAUUACCGAUGAAGAGAAACAGAAGUUAUUAGGCGUUAUGCCAACUACUUCGACGGAACGUGUGAAAACGAAUGAGAAUUUGUUGGAGAGGGAAGCAAGAAAUGUAGAUAAAAGGCCGUUUUUAAAAACGAUUCUCGAUUCUUUAGACUGUAGUGAGAAUGAUUAUAAAGCGCUUUUCGCGCUGUGCUUACUUUACGCUUUAAUUAAUAAUAAAGGAGUAAAUCCAGAGUUAUUGGACACAUUAUUAUACUCAGAAAUAGAUGAUGCUAGUAAAAGUAGCGUAAAUAAAGAAGCGCCAUCUAGUGAUGACGUUAAGGAUGUUAGUGAUGAAAAAAAGAAAUAUGACAGAUUUAAUACACUGUUAAUAUCGAAGUUAAUGGCUAUAGCCAACCUUAGUUGUAAACCUGCAUCAAAAGUGCGUCUAGUGACGUGCGAGCUGACCGUCCGUUUGCUCCGCACGGCCAUGCAAGGACCGGGACAAGUUCCCGUGCCGCGCCAUAUAGCCUCCGCGGACGCACUCCGCGGCCGAGCUGCGGCGUUAGCUAGAAACUUCUAUAAAUGUGACGAUAUAUUCUUGGACAUGUUUGAGGAUGAAUAUUGCGAAAUGAGCAAGAAACCGUUGAACGUUGAAUGGCUGUGUAUGGACGCGGCGAUACUCUUGCCUCCCACUCGCACUCCCAUGUCCGGUAUAGCCUUUGAAAAGAGACUGCCUAGCGGAGAGAUGGAAAGAGCCCGAAGAGCGAUACGUACGUUCUUCUUAAUAAGAGAUCUAUAUUUAAAGUUGACUGGUAAGACUGAGACCCAGCUGCCUCUAGCCAACCCCUCGCCGUUUGUACAAGUUGGUGACGUUUUGGACCUUAACGAUUCCGACCUGAUAUCUUGCGAUAUCAUACAAAAGGACGGCACGUGGCACCACAGGUUUCUGGCGGUCGACAACAUACAGGUCAUCUUGGUGGAGCCCGACAAGCAGAGGCUCGGGUGGGGCGUUGCUAAACUUGUUGGCAGCUUACAGGAUUUAGAGAUACAAGGAGACAAAGAAGAUCCCAGGUGUUUACAUCUGACCAUCCACAAGCCGCGCGUGGGCGCGAGCGGCGCAUUACCCAGGACUGUACUUUUACGGGCCAAGUUCAAGUUUGACGACCAUAUACGUAGUAUGGCGGCUAAGCAGAGACUCACUAAGGGACGUACAAAGUCUCGUCAAAAGAAGAUGCAGCAAAUCGGUCGGUUGCUAGAAGUGUGCGGAGUGGCGGCGCCCGCGCCCGUCCCGCGCCAUCGCCCUCUGUUCGCGCGCCCCGCCCUGUCUACUGCCAGGCGACACUCAGGUAUAGAUGGUGACGACACAGAGCGCCGCAUCCGCCGCCCGAGCGGGCACGUGUUGAAGGACGGCAUCGUAGUGUACCGCGAACGCACUACAAGCAGGGAGAGUAGUGUAUCAAGAACUAGCAGCACUCACGCCUCAAGGGAAAGUUCUCCUCGUGCUCGAUCUGAAGAAAUACCCCUAGAAGAUAUAAGGAGAAACUCUGGUUUAGCUGCGGCCAUACCUUCGACUAGCAUACAGAGCCCACCGAGUACGUCUCAACGUCCCAAGUUAACUAACACGUCGUCAGAAGAAACAUCAUUUAUUUCCAGUGAGCCGCGAAAACGGAAAGGCAUCGUUGAAACCAUA